CUGCCAACAAAGUACGGCACGUGCCAGGAAAUGGUGGGAUAUGGGACAUCUGGUAUCGUGCAUGUCUCGCAUAGGAGAAAGGAGAAUGGAAUUGGCGAAGAAUUAUACGCGGUGAAGGAGUUCCAGCGUCGGUCGCGGGAGACGGAGGAUGAGUACAUUAGGCGUUUGGCGGCUGAGUUCUGCGUCCUCAGCGAGCUACGCCAUCCAAAUGUGAUCCGCACGCUCGAGCUAUUGACAGAUGUGAAGGGGAACUACUGCCAGGUGAUGGAAUAUUGCGAAGGUGGCGACCUAUUCACGCUGGUGUACUCGGCAGGGAAGUUAGAGGUAGAGGAGGCGGACUGCUUCUUUAAGCAGCUGAUGCGCGGCAUCGAGUACCUGCACGAGAUGGGUGUAGUGCAUCGCGAUCUCAAGCCAGAAAAUCUGCUGCUUACCAGGCAUGGCAGACUCAAGAUCAGUGAUUUCGGCAACAGCGACUGCUUUCGCAUGGCUUGGGAGAAUGAUGUCCAUCUUAUGUCUGGGUUAUGCGGUUCAGGACCAUAUAUCGCUCCAGAAGUGUAUACAGAUCAGGAAUACGAUGGCCGUGCGGUCGAUGUUUGGGCUUGCGGUGUCAUUUAUAUUGUCAUGCGUACCGGGGGCUACCUUUGGCAUGAAGCCAGGAAGGACGGGGAUGAGAUCUUUGCACAAUAUCUCAAGGAUCGUCGUCAAGAGGAAGGUUUUAGCCCAAUUGAGUCAUUGAACCCAUUAAGCUGCCGGGAUGUCAUUUACUGCAUGCUAGAUCCGAAUCCGCUUCGCCGUAUCACGGCAUCACAAGUCCUGCGGUCGCAAUGGGGUCAAGAAAUACAACUUUGUCAGGCGGCCUUCUAG
Molecule: messenger RNA, 864 nt
Organism: Fusarium oxysporum Fo47
Lineage: Eukaryota; Fungi; Ascomycota; Sordariomycetes; Hypocreales; Nectriaceae
Product: serine/threonine-protein kinase
Exons: 2
Biological process (GO): intracellular monoatomic cation homeostasis; protein phosphorylation; intracellular signal transduction
Molecular function (GO): ATP binding; protein serine/threonine kinase activity
Source: RefSeq, a predicted model, not a curated record